GCCUCUCUGCCCCAGUGGCCGCGGUACGAGCUGCCUCUCUGCCCCCCGCUCCCCAGGCGCCAAGAUGAACACAGCUCGGAGAUCAGCCAUGUUGGCCUCGGAGGUGACCGCCUCGCACGCCGAGCCGGCCCUGAACGCCACCGAGACGCCCAGCAAGGAGAACGUCUUCUCCGACAUGAAGGACAAAUUCAUGAACAAGCUCAGCAAGCUGCCAAUCCCGCCCUGGGCCGUGGCCACCAUCCUCAUCGUGGCAGCGCUUCUGCUGCUCUGCUGCUGCGUCUGCGCCUGCAAGAAAUGCGGGAAGAGGAGGAAGGGCAAGAAGGGGAAGGACAAGGCCAAGGCCCAGAUCAACCUCAAGGAGGUGAAGGAGCUGGGCCAGAGCUACAUCGACAAGGUGCAGCCCGAGAUUGAGGACCUAGACCCCGCGCUGCUGCCUGAGCCCAAGGAGGAGAAGCCGCAGGAGAACCUGGGCAAGCUGCAGUAUUCGCUGGACUACGAACUCGCAGCACUGCCAGCACCCUGGGUCACACCUGAACGUUUCCCUUUGGCGGCCGACCUGCCGGCGCUGGACAUUGGGGGCACGUCCGACCCCUACGUCAAGGUCUUCCUGCUCCCCGAGAAGAAGAAAAAACAUGAGACCAAAGUGCAUCGGAAAACCCUGAACCCCACGUUCAACGAGUCCUUCACCUUCAAGCAUGAGAAGCUAGGGGACGUCUGCUUCUCCCUGCGCUACGUGCCCACGGCCGGGAAACUCACCGUCAUCGUGCUGGAAGCCAAGAACCUGAAGAAGAUGGAUGUGGGGGGGCUGUCAGAUCCCUACGUGAAAAUCCACCUGAUGCAGGGAGGGAAGCGGCUGAAGAAGAAGAAAACGACCAUUAAGAAAAACACGCUGAACCCCUAUUACAACGAGUCCUUCAGCUUCGAGGUCCCCUUCGAGCAGAUCCAGAAAGUCCAGGUUGUCCUCACCGUCCUCGAUUACGACAAGCUGGGCAAGAACGAGGCCAUCGGGAAGGUCUUUGUGGGCUGCAACGCCACGGGGACGGAGCUGCGCCACUGGUCCGACAUGCUGGCCAACCCCCGGCGCCCCAUUGCUCAGUGGCACACCCUGCAGACGGAAGAGGAGGUCGACGCAGUCGUCGGCAUGAAGACCUCCUGAUGCCCCCUCUCCCUCCCAUCCCGGCCUAGCCAGCGGGCAGUUGACCCAUCUCCCGUCCUGAGCGAGUGGGACCGUGUGGGUGAGGCGCCUCUGGAGAAUGCGUGCGGGGGUUGCCUGUGAGCCUGUUCCCUCUUUCAGAGCCGUUCCUGGUGAAACAUCUUCGAGAAAACCUUCUGUUUCUGAUUCGCUGUGUGAACCGUGAGGUUUGCGUUGUGUCGAGAAGCUGGUGAGAGGUUUGGUUUACUACAGGGUUACUACAGG
Messenger RNA from Pelodiscus sinensis (Chinese soft-shelled turtle), 1417 nucleotides. NCBI's taxonomy places the organism in Eukaryota, Metazoa, Chordata, Testudines, Trionychidae. The record is from RefSeq and is a predicted model, not a curated record.